Molecule: messenger RNA, 1380 nt
Organism: Ceraceosorus guamensis
Lineage: Eukaryota; Fungi; Basidiomycota; Exobasidiomycetes; Ceraceosorales; Ceraceosoraceae
Exons: 6
Coding region: 194-1063 (289 amino acids)
Biological process (GO): phosphate-containing compound metabolic process
Cellular component (GO): cytoplasm; nucleus
Molecular function (GO): magnesium ion binding; inorganic diphosphate phosphatase activity
Source: RefSeq, a predicted model, not a curated record
CAUAGUCGUUCCGAAUCUGGCUGGACCCAUUGUAUUCUCUGCCAUCACCACAUCGUCACACAUCAAUCUCACUCACACUCGGCGUUUCCGACAUCCCAUUCGACUACGCAUGUCAUCGCCCCUGCGUCGCCUUUCGCAGCAGACUAGACACCUCGCAGCUCAAGCAGCUCCUCUUGUUUCAAGCUCUGCCACCAUGUCGGACUUCAAGGUGCGCCAGGUCGGUGCUCCCAACACACUCGAGUACCGCGUCUUCUUCGAGGAUGGCCAAAAGAAGCCCAUUUCCCCCUUCCACGACAUUCCCCUCUUCGCCAACGAGGCCAAGACGGUCCUAAACAUGGUUGUCGAGAUUCCUCGCUGGACCAACGGCAAGCUCGAGAUCUCCAAAGAGGAGACUUUGAACCCAAUCAAGCAAGAUGUCAAAAAGGGCAAGCUACGCUACGUUCGCAACUGCUUCCCUCACCACGGUUACAUUUGGAACUACGGAGCCUUUCCGCAGACUUGGGAGGACCCUUCUGCUACUCACCCCGACACCAAGGCCAAGGGUGACAAUGACCCUCUCGAUGUGUGCGAGAUCGGAGAGCAGGUAGCAUACACCGGUCAAAUCAAGCAGGUCAAGGUCCUGGGCGUGAUGGCCCUCCUCGAUGAGGGAGAGACCGACUGGAAGGUUCUCGUCGUCGACGUCAACGACCCUCUCGCCUCUAAGCUCAAUGACAUCGAGGACGUUGAGCGCCACCUCCCUGGUCUCAUUCGGGCUACCAACGAAUGGUUCCGCAUCUACAAGAUCCCUGACGGAAAGCCCGAGAACCAAUUCGCGUUCUCGGGAGAGGCCAAGAACAAGAAAUACGCUACCGAGGUCGUUCACGAGUGCAAUGAGGCCUGGAAGCGUCUUGUCGGUGGUCAAGCAGACCCUGCCGGUGUCAGCAUCGUUAACUCUACCCAACAAGGAACCAAGGGCUUCAACGACUCUAGCAUUGGCAACGUGCCAGCUGCCAACCCUCAGCCUUCUGGUCCCAUUGACCCCAGCAUUGACAAAUGGUUCUUCAUCUCUUCCUCUUCGAUCUGAGGACGGUUUGGACUCUAGAGAGUGUGUCUGGCGAGAUGUAAGCAUGCAAGUGCAAUGCGUGACAUGGAAUUUUCGCUCCAAAUGCUACAUAGGGCCGCCGUCUGUGAAACGAGAAAGACGAUGGGACCCCACAAUGUGCAAAGGAAUCCGUGCAGGGGGAGCAAAAAGACGUCUUUGUGCGUUUUCGUGAAGUGAUGCCGAUCGUGGACGUUUCGCUUUUUCACUUCUUUUUUUUGGCCACAGCCUUGUUCUGGCCUUGUUUGGCUUCUUCUGGGAAUGCCAAAGGAUUGCCUCCGGGCUUGACCUGAACUCCUACA